Molecule: messenger RNA, 4343 nt
Organism: Solea solea (common sole)
Lineage: Eukaryota; Metazoa; Chordata; Actinopteri; Pleuronectiformes; Soleidae
Gene: usp11
Product: ubiquitin specific peptidase 11
Exons: 21
Coding region: 138-3317 (1059 amino acids)
Biological process (GO): protein deubiquitination
Molecular function (GO): cysteine-type deubiquitinase activity
Source: RefSeq, a predicted model, not a curated record
AAACACCGCUCGUCCGUCGGCUCCAGCUCCAGCAGUUUCCCCGUCUCUCGGUGGUUCAAUGCGGCGGCGGACUCCACUCCUGCCCCGGGUCUCUUCCUCCGCACUGCCGAACAUUUAUGACUGAUUGAUCCGCAACCAUGACGUUCAACAGCCGCUGUUCCGCAGCGGAUCCUCCGGGCCUUGAGAGUCAGCGGCGGGAGGUCGAGUCUCUGCUGCGGGAGAGUGAGCUGUGUGUCGGGGACAGUUGGUACAUGGUGGAACGUCGCUGGUUUGAUCAGUGGAAAGAAUUUGUGGAAUCUGGAGACCGGAACUCGUCUUCGUUCCCCGGUCAGAUUGACAACACCGAGCUGUUUGAGGAGCUGGACUCGUAUCACCUGAAGGAUCGUCUGGUGGAGAACGAGGACUUUGUGCUGUUGCCGGCCGAGGCCUGGCACAAGCUGCUGUCCUGGUACGGCCUGGUGGACGGUCAGCCGCCGCUGGAACGCAAGGUGGUGGACCUGCCCAGCACCAUGAAGGUAGAGGUUUACCCCGUCGAAAUCUUCCUCUGUCUUCAUAGCGACAUGGAGAACGUCGUCACUGCUCCGUUCAGCCGCACUGACGACAUCUACUCCAUCCAGAAAGCAGUGUGUCAGUCGUUCUCGGUGCCUCCGGGUUCAGAGUGUCGUCUGUGGAUGAAGAGUUCAGACAGCAGCUGUGAGCGGCUCAGAAACGUCCACAUGAGUGUGUUGGACACGUGUUUGAGUUCGGGGAUGACAGUGAUCAUGGAGACGAGGAAUGCUGAUGGUACUUGGCCGAGCUCCAGACCUCAGAUCAUGAGAAACUCUGUGGAGGAGCAGGAGUCGUACCGAGGUCAGCCUGGAGUUUGUGGCCUCACUAACCUGGGAAACACCUGCUUCAUGAACUCUGCUCUACAGUGUCUGAGCAACACUCCGCCGCUCACCGAGUACUUCCUGCAGAGCUCGUACCUGGAGGAGCUGAACUUUGCGAACCCUCUGGGGAUGAAGGGUGAGAUCGCCGAGGCCUACGCUGACGUCAUCAAACAGAUGUGGUCGGGGAGACAUUACUCUGUGGUGCCGCGGGUUUUCAAGACAAAGGUGGGUCACUUUGCGUCUCAGUUCCUUGGUUACCAGCAGCACGACAGCCAGGAGCUUCUGUCUUUCCUGCUCGAUGGACUUCAUGAAGAUCUGAACCGAGUCAAAAACAAAGAGUACAUCGAGCUGCGGGACGCAGACGGACGUCCUGACCAGGAAGUGGCGGAGGAGGCCUGGCGCAACCACCGGCGGCGGAACGACUCGGUGAUCGUGGACAAGUUCCACGGCCUCUUCAAGUCCACGCUCGUCUGUCCAGAGUGCCGCAAAGUCUCGGUGACCUUCGACCCCUUCUGCUACCUGAGUGUGCCACUUCCUGUCAGUAAAGAGCGAGUCAUGGAGAUUUUCUUUGUCUCUCUGGAUCCACACGCCAAACCCGUGCAGCAUCGAGUCGUCGUUCCUAAAGCAGGAAAAGUGUCAGAUCUCUGCUCUGCUCUGUCUCACAUGACCAACGUACCUGCCUCACAGAUGGUGGUCGCUGACGUCUUCAAUCAUCGUUUCUAUAAAAUCUAUAACCCUGAUGAGUCUCUGAGCUGCAUCCUGGACAGAGACGACAUCUUUGUAUAUGAGCUGAGUGAGCAGCAGCAGCAGCAGGAAGAGGAGGAGGAGCAGCAGCAGCAGCAGCAGGAGGAGGAGGAGGAGGAGCAGCAGCAGCAGCAGGAGGAGCAGCAGCAGCAGCAGGAGGAGGAGGAGCAGCAGCAGGAAGAGGAGCAGGGGCAGGAGCCUGUACUUCUCGCUCUCUACCUGCGGGAGCGCUCUCAAUACAGAGAUUAUGGGUCGGGCAGCAGCUCAUACGGGACGUCGCUCUUCGGUCACCCGCUGCUCCUCAAUGUGCCGCGCAGCAGCUGCAGCCAGGAGGCUCUGUACACACUGUUCCUGCAAAGGCUGGCACGCUAUGUGCGACCUCCUGACCCCUCUGAGGAGUUAGAGGAGGAAGAGGAGGACGACGACGAAGAGGAACUUUACAAAACUCAGACCAACGGCGUCAAUGACGAUGACGCAGACAAAGUGGACAAGUCGUCUCCGUCCGCUCCCUGCUGCACUGACACGCCGCUGGCCAACAGCCAAUCACAGGACAGCAGCAGAGCCGCAGAGCCGCUCCCACACCUCAACCACACGCCCUCCUCAGUGGACAACAGCGACCCCAUACCAGAGACCAGCAACGGGUCACAUGACCAGACUGAGCUCCGCCCCUCCGUCGUCUCCACAAAUUGCACGGACGGCGUGGAGCGCGACGCGAGCGAGGAAACGGACGCCAACGUCUCAGAGACGCCGCCACAGCCACAGACCUGUGAGACUGAGGACGAGGAACGAGAGGAGGACAAGCAGGAGGAGGCGCGGUCUCCCAGCCCGUCCACCAAUGAGCAGCCGGCAAAGACGAGGGUGUGUCGUAAGAGGAGGAAGAGUCUGUUCAGCAUCCAGGCGGUGAACUCUAACGGGACGACAGAGAGAGGGAUGGGAGAGGGAGGGAACGCUGUGUCCUUCAGCUCUCAGCCGUACGUGGCCAUCGACUGGGAUUCAGACAUGAAGAAAAGAUUCUACAACGAGAACGAAGCCGAGAAAUAUGUGAAACACGCCAGCAUGGACGUUCCUCAGCAGCAGACCACGGUGCAGCUGCAGGAGUGCAUCGAGCUGUUCACCACUGUGGAGACACUGGAGGAGGAGAACCCAUGGUACUGUCCGGUGUGUAAGAAACACCAGUUGGCCACUAAGAAGCUGGACCUGUGGUCUCUGCCUGAGGUCCUCAUCAUUCACCUCAAGAGGUUUUCUUACACCAAGUUCACCAGAGAGAAACUUGACAGCAUCGUGGAUUUUCCCCUCAGAGGCCUGGACUUCUCCAGCUGUCUUCUGAGGAAACAUCUGUCAAAUGAGGAGCCUCCGAGCUGCUAUGACCUCAUCGCUGUGUCCAAUCACUACGGAGGACUGAGGGACGGACACUACACCAGCUACGCUAAGAACAAGGACAACGCUCAGUGGUAUUACUUUGACGAUAGUAAAGUGACCUUUGCCUCCGAGGACCAGAUCGUGACCAACGCUGCCUACGUCUUGUUUUACCACCGACAAGAUAAACUCAGAAAACCCACGCUGCCCCCGCCCACCACAAGCUCCGCCUCCUCCUCUGCCCCUCAGCUUGCCAACGACAUCACUUCCGGCAAAGAUGACGGCACAGAUUUGGGCGCCGCCUCCUCCUCUGCCUCCGCCUCUUACAUCACCAUGGAAACGAACUAAAUAAGAGCGAGAGUUUGACUGUGAUGUAAUGACUGUUUUUUUUUUACUUAAGUCAUUUAUCAACAACACUUGAACUUUGACCUCUCAGUUCUGCUCUGGACUUUAAAGGGACAGUUCAGGGUUUUUACGUGAGAUAAUCUACGAUUUAAGAUGACACAGAUUUUAUUAAUGCAGUUUUUCACACAAAAAAACAAUGAACUGUCCCUUUACAAUGAGUCAUUCUGGAUUCUCAGGUAGAUUCAUCAGGUUUUUGUUUUUCAGGAAACGUUAAAUUAAUCUGCUUAAAAAAUAUCUACUGUUUCCACUUUAAAUAAAUGAUCAGUUCAUAUUUUUAUUUCAAAAUAAGACUUCAGAUGUUAAUGUUUUAAAAAGAAGCUUUAAAGUUUUUUUUCCCAGUGAUAAAAUAAAAAUAACUUUCAUAUUUCUGUUGUGUACCUAAUAUUUAGGUCGAUUUCUGCUUUAAAUUCAUUUUUGUUUUAGCACAAUUUUAAUUCAUUCCAUUUACCAUGAAAUUUAGACAAAGACGUCUUUGACGUUUCUGUUUGCUGUAUUUAAUAAAUAAACGUAUCUGAACGUUAAAUUCAUCAUGAAAUAGUUUUACAAUAAUCUGCUUUAUUUUGAAAAUCAUGGUGAAUGUGUCAUGGAGGUUGGAGCAGAGAGCAUCAUAGGAAACAGAGUUAUUUUGAAGCUGCCACAGACCAUAAAUGAGUCUUUCUCUGUUCAUUAUGAUUGUUUUCUUUGUAUUUAUAUUUUUGUUCUUGAAUGAAUUUAUUGAUGGACAGGUGCAGGACAUGAAGACGCUUCUUAUUGUUGUUUUUGUUUGUAUUUAUAGAUCAAACGGUCUGGGCUUGAUCUCUGUAAACACCAGCUGUGUACAGUAUUUUUCUAACAUCUUCAUUAUUAUUAUUCUUCCUGGGUGGAACCAGCAGGGGGCGCUUUCUCUUUAUUCUUCCCUGUCAAAUAUCAGAUGAAAUAUUUUAUUGUACUUUCAAUUUUUUUAUAUGAAUAAAAAGAUUGUUUUCAUCA